Pungitius pungitius (ninespine stickleback) is the source of this 2778-nucleotide messenger RNA. Its product is annotated as tyrosine-protein kinase ZAP-70. The record is from RefSeq and is a predicted model, not a curated record. The transcript has 13 exons. NCBI's taxonomy places the organism in Eukaryota, Metazoa, Chordata, Actinopteri, Perciformes, Gasterosteidae. The coding region runs from base 106 to 1920 and encodes 604 amino acids. Gene Ontology annotation, biological process: protein phosphorylation; intracellular signal transduction. Gene Ontology annotation, cellular component: cytoplasm. Gene Ontology annotation, molecular function: non-membrane spanning protein tyrosine kinase activity; ATP binding.
ACGUGUUCACAUCCUUACCUACUCUGGUGUCAGAUUAACAGAUACUACUUUGUCUCUAAAGCAACAGCAUCGCUCUACUGUUGAAGCAGUGAAAACUAUUCUGCCAUGUCCAUCGACCCGGCCGCCGAGCUGCCGUUCUACUACGGCAGCAUCAGCCGCUCGGAGGCCGAGCAGCACCUGAAGCUGGCCGGCAUGGCCGACGGCAUCUUCUUGCUGAGGCAGUGUCUCCGCAGCCUGGGGGGCUACGUGCUCUCCGUGGUGUGGGGCGUGGAGUUUCACCAUUACCCCGUGGAGAAGCAGCUCAACGGGACGUACUGCCUGGCGGGAGGGAAGCCCCACUGUGGGCCCGCCGAGCUCUGUGAGUUCUACAGCAGAGACCCCGACGGGCUGGUGUGCACCCUGAGGAAGCCCUGCCUGCGCUCCCCGGACACCGGGAUACGGCCCGGCGUGUUCGACAGCGUGAGGGAAAACAUGCUGAGGGAGUACGUGAAGCAGACCUGGAACCUGGAGGGAGAAGCCAUGGAGCAGGCCAUCAUCAGCCAAGCUCCUCAGCUGGAGAAACUGAUCGCCACCACGGCCCACGAGAAGAUGCCCUGGUACCACGGCAAAGUCACCCGGCAGGAAGGGGAGAGGCGGCUUUACUCUGGAGCACAACCAGACGGAAAGUUUCUGAUCAGAGACAGAGAGGAGUCGGGCAGCUUUGCUCUCUCCAUGAUGUACGGGAAAACGGUGUACCAUUACCAGAUCCUCCAGGACAAGUCAGGGAAGUACUCCAUGCCAGAGGGAACCAAGUUUGACACAGUGUGGCAGCUGGUGGAGUACCUGAAGAUGAAAGCUGACGGCCUGGUGACUAUUCUUGGGGAGGCCUGUGUCACCGGAAAAACACCCACCCUACCUAUGACAAGGCGGGCCGGACAAAAUGGAUACACACCGCCCCCCCAAGCUGUUGCAGCAAACUCAAAGUUGGUCACCACUGCGCCGGCUAACCGUGAGCUUCUGCCGAUGGACUGCAGUGGAUUCAACCCGUACCACAACCCCAAUGAAGUGAGGAGGUUCAACAUCCAGAGGAGCCAGCUGCUCAUCGAUGAAGUGGAGCUCGGCUCGGGGAACUUUGGCUGCGUCAAGAAGGGAGUCCUCAAGACCGAGUCGGGCCAGAUUGAUGUGGCCAUCAAAGUCCUGAAGAGUGAAAACGAGAAGCUGGUGAGGGAGGAGAUGAUGAGAGAGGCGGAGAUCAUGUACCAGCUGGACAACCCCUUCAUCGUUCGCAUGCUGGGUCUGUGCAAUGCUGAGAAUCUGAUGCUGGUCAUGGAGAUGGCCUCCGCCGGACCCCUAAACAAGUUCCUCUCCUCCAACAAGGAUACUGUAACCGUGGAGACCAUUGUGAGCCUGAUGCACCAGGUGUCGAUGGGAAUGAAGUAUCUGGAGGAGAAGAACUUUGUGCACAGAGACCUGGCGGCUCGUAACGUCCUGCUGGUCAAGCAGCAGUUUGCCAAAAUCAGUGACUUUGGGCUGUCUAAGGCCCUCGGAGCAGAUGACAACUAUUACAAGGCUCGUACUGCAGGUAAAUGGCCUCUGAAGUGGUAUGCUCCAGAAUGCAUCAAUUUCCACAAGUUCUCCAGUAAAAGUGAUGUGUGGAGUUUCGGUGUAACCAUGUGGGAGGCCUUUACCUACGGAGGGAAACCUUACAAGAAAAUGAAAGGACCUGAGGUGAUGCGCUUCAUUGACAGUGGGAACCGCAUGGAGUGUCCAACAGCAUGUCCAGAGCGGAUGUACACAGUGAUGAAGGAAUGCUGGAUAUACAAGCACGAGGAGCGUCCUGACUUCAAGAAGGUUGAGGAGUCCAUGAGGUCUUACCAUUACUCCAUAUCGAACAAGGCCAAGCCGGAGGGAGCUGCAGCCACCGCCGAGCUGAUCAAGUAGAGAGAAACAAAGGCCAAUCUGUCCCAGUGCUCGACAAAGCAUCCUUUCAACUGGGCCCUGAACAAGCAAAACAAAGAGCUUCCUAUCAGCGGCACACACUGACAGGCUUUGACUACAGUUCUCAUUCAGCUAAACAGGCCUCAGAGACAAUAAAGGUGCAUUUGUAAAGUUAAGUGUGUGCGCCAUGGGAGGAGGAUUUCAAUGUGUGUGUGUGUGUGUGUCUGUCAUGGUUUGAAUGUUAAGAGUCAACCUCCCUAUAAUGGGAGCAUGUGCUUCAUGUUUUUUAUUCCUCUCGAUUCAUGUUUUUUUAUGACAAACCAAAUGUAAGUAGAUAUAAACCGAUAGAACUUAUUAUUAAUAUUAUAAUAUUCUUUUAACAUCCCUUGAAAAGCCAGUGAUCAAUUGUGAUAAUUUGGUUUAUUUCAACACAAAGAGGAAGUUUAUAUUUGUUUGACCAGGUAAUAAAGGCAUUUUUCUUAUUUUCAUGCAUUAUGCAGAAAAGCAACAAACUAUUUAUAACAAUUUAACAAUAUAAUAAUUUGUUUUCAAAAGACCCUGAAAUGAAUGAAUAAAAUCAGUAUGUAUAUUAAGCAUGUAUCAAAAGAAUAUAAACAGUAAACCUUCUGCAUUGUAAAAGCACAAGGGAGAUUUUAUGUACAAUAUUCCGCCAAAAUAAAAAGCACAAAUGAUAAAGGUUUACUACAUUUCAAGAAGAAAUAUACACAUUAAGGAGUAAGUGUAGGAGAAGGUCUAUCUAAUCAGUAAAAUAUAAACGGGUUUUUGUGGUUAUAUUAUUGUUGCAUGUUUUGAAUGUCUUUAAUUAAGGUGGUUUAAUUUCAAGUCAACGCCAGUCUCCCG